AUGCAUUUACGCGACGCAUGUUUUGAGCUAAAAGUUGGUCAAAUGCAUUCUGGUUUACACAAAUUAGCUUCAAAAUGGUUACAUAUAUCAGAUUCCUAUGUUGCAUCAUCUAAUGAUUGCGUUAAACUUUUACAUCCGCUCGAAAUUACUGACAAUGUAUUAAGUACUAUUUUUAUGGGUGGUAUUGAUUUUUACUCUACAGUAUUUAUACAUGGAAUAAGAUUUACAAGUGCUGAUUAUGCACAAGGAAAAGUCGGCGAUGAUUCCUCAAUUAUUUUUAAAACUGGUUUACAAGAAAACUUUGGUCGAAUCCGUCGGAUUUUUACAGUAAAUGAUACUGGUCCUAUAUUUUAUGUUGAUGUAUUUAAAAAAAACUAG
This is a messenger RNA of Adineta ricciae, 378 nucleotides long. The record is from the annotation of a GenBank genome assembly. Lineage: Eukaryota; Metazoa; Rotifera; Eurotatoria; Adinetida; Adinetidae.